AUGUUGGGUGAUGGGAAUAUUUUCGAGUUGGGGAAGUGGAUGUAUACGUAUAGAGAUGCUAAUGGGAGAGUGAAGAAAGAAUAUCUCGAAGGGAUGGAGACAUUUAUGCAUCAAGAAGAUUCGACACAGCUCGCCCAGGAAAGCGCGACUUUCUUCUGGUUUGACAACUGGUUGGAAGUAGGGAAGCUUCUUGAUAUAACAGGCGAGCAGGGAACUCGUUAUCUAGGCAUUUUGAGAACUGCUAAGCAUGAUCAGGGUGAUUAUAAGGGGUUCUUUUCGGCUAGUAGGACUUGGGAUCAACUCAAAGAAACGCGUGAGAAAGUUGAUUGGAGCACUGUGGUUUGGUUCACACAGGCUGUUCCUAGAUUUUCAUUCAUUAAUUGGCUUGCAAUCAAGAAUCGGCUGUCUACAGGAGAUCAUAUGAGGGUUUGGAGUUUACAACAGGAGUGUUUGCUGUCUGGGGAGAAGAAUGAAACUAGGGACCAUCUAUUUUUCGCUUGUCCUUACAGCUACAUGGUUUGGAUACGGGUGACGGGAAGACUCUUUGGUACUCGCAUCACACCAGAUUGGCAGGAUACUGUUGUGAAGAUUCAAUAUGAUCGUCGAUCUAAGUUGGAUAAAGUUCUUGUACGAAUGGUGUUUCAAAUGACAGUUUACCAUGUUUGGAAGGAGAGAAAUGCAAGAAGGCAUGGGAAAGCUUGGAUACCUUUAGAGAAGCUGCCUUCUCAGAUUGAUAAGACUAUGAGGAACAUAAUCACAUCUCUGAGAUAUUCAUAUGGGGAUAAGCUAGAGGGACUGAUGAGGUGUUUGUUUGAAGUAACAAUCUGA
This is a messenger RNA of Brassica napus (rape), 828 nucleotides long. RefSeq lists its product as uncharacterized. Lineage: Eukaryota; Viridiplantae; Streptophyta; Magnoliopsida; Brassicales; Brassicaceae. The coding region runs from base 1 to 828 and encodes 275 amino acids. The transcript has 3 exons. The record is from RefSeq and is a predicted model, not a curated record.